Molecule: messenger RNA, 972 nt
Organism: Orycteropus afer afer
Lineage: Eukaryota; Metazoa; Chordata; Mammalia; Tubulidentata; Orycteropodidae
Source: RefSeq, a predicted model, not a curated record
AUGGAUAACCAAAGACAGUUCACAAUAAUUGGACCAACUCAACCUCUCAUUGCUCAUGUUGGCAAAGAAAUUGUGUUCUCCUGUCACUUAAAUCCUUCAAUGGAUGCCCAGGGCAUGGAGGUGAGAUGGUUCCGUGACCAGAUCCCAUUUGUGGUACAUAUGUAUCAAGAUGGCCAGGAUCACGUGGAAUUGCAAAACAAGGAGUACCAUGGGAGGACUGAGUUUCUGAGGGCAAACAUUACCCAAGGCAUUGUUGCAUUGAGGCUCCGUGACAUCCAUCCAUUGGAUGAAGGCCAUUAUGGCUGUAUGAUUCGAACCCUAACAUUCUACAAUGAGGCACGUUUUCUAUUGCAGGUUGCAGUGGAUGUUACUCUGGAUAUAGACACUGCUCAUCCAUAUCUCCAAAUCACUGAAGACAAAAAAAGCGUGAAAGGAGGUGAUGUCUUUCAGAAACUAUCAAAAUGUAAGCAGCGGUUUGAUAAUUUGGUCUGUGUAUUGGGUGAGCAAAUUUUCUCCAAAGGUAAACACUACUGGGAAGUAAGUGUGAAAGAGAAAAUAAAAUGGACCCUGGGCGUUUGUAGUGAUUCAGUCUGCAGACAGGGGGAAAUCCAGGUCUCCCCAGAGUUUGGGUUCUGGACAAUAUGCUUGAAUAGAAGUAAUGACUAUCAAGCUCUUGCAAAUCCCCACGUGACACUCCAACUUGAAGAAUCGCCUGAGAUCAUUGGAAUCUUCUUGGACUAUGAAGCUGGAAGGGUCUCCUUUUACAAUGUGACCAACCUGACCCACAUGUACACCUACCAAAAGCACUUCAGAGAGGACCUGAGGCCUUACUUCUAUCCUGGCCCUCUCAGAGGGGGUCUGAAUGGACAGCCUCUCACAAUCCUGCCUUUAGGUCAUAUAGAACAAGCCACAGAAGAAAAUGAUUGUGGAACUGAGGAACACUCCUCAUGUUUUAAAUUUGCUGUCAUUUGA